Molecule: messenger RNA, 3341 nt
Organism: Lagopus leucura (white-tailed ptarmigan)
Lineage: Eukaryota; Metazoa; Chordata; Aves; Galliformes; Phasianidae
Gene: KCNH7
Product: potassium voltage-gated channel subfamily H member 7
Exons: 14
Coding region: 1-3252 (1083 amino acids)
Biological process (GO): membrane repolarization during action potential; potassium ion transmembrane transport
Cellular component (GO): membrane
Molecular function (GO): inward rectifier potassium channel activity
Source: RefSeq, a predicted model, not a curated record
AUGCGCAAAAGAUGCAUGUACUGUAUGGAUGCAACAGAGGGCAAACUUUUUGGGUUCCGGUUACCUGGAUUGAGACUUUUAACAUAUAGAAAACAGUCCUUACCACAAGAGGACCCCGAUGCAGUGAUAAUCGACUCAUCUAAGCACAGCGAUGACUCAGUGGCUCUGAAGCACUUUAAAUCACCUACAAAAGAAAGUUGUAGCCCUUCAGAAGUGGAUGACACAAAAGCACUCAUUCAACCAAGUAAAUGUUCGCCUUUGGUUAAUAUAUCAGGACCUCUCGACCAUUCAUCACCUAAACAGCAAUGGGACAGACUUUACCCUGACACGAUACAGACAAGCAAUCCACUAACCCAUUCCAGAUCAAAGGAAAGCAUUUGUAGCAUACGGAGAGCAUCUUCAGUACAUGACAUAGAAGGAUUUAACGUCCACGCGAAGAACAUUUUUAGGGACCGUCAUGCAAGUGAAGGUAUGACCCAUUUAAGAGCUGGCUACGGGGGGAAGGGUCUUUUUUGGAGAUCUACUCUGCUGGAGUAUUGUAAGCAAGCCCAGGAUACGGGGCCUUUUAAUCAUAUCAAAUCAAGUCUGUUGGGAUCCACAUCGGAUUCAAAUCUCAACAAGUACAGCACAAUCAACAGAAUUCCUCAACUCACUCUGAACUUUUCAGAUAUCAAAAAUGAAAAAAAAUCUUCAUCUUCUCCUUCUUCGGAGAAAGCAAUUAUUGCACCUAAGGUAAAAGAUCGAACGCACAAUGUAACAGAGAAGGUUACCCAGGUUCUGUCCUUAGGGGCUGAUGUUCUACCGGAGUAUAAACUCCAAACACCUCGCAUCAACAAGUUUACUAUAUUGCACUAUAGUCCUUUUAAAGCUGUCUGGGACUGGCUUAUUUUGUUGCUGGUAAUAUACACCGCCAUAUUCACCCCUUAUUCUGCUGCCUUCCUUCUGAAUGAUAGUGAGGAACGGAAGAGAAGAGAGUGCGGAUAUUCUUGCAGCCCACUGAAUGUUGUAGACUUAAUUGUGGAUAUUAUGUUUAUCAUUGACAUUCUAAUCAACUUCAGAACAACAUAUGUAAACCAGAAUGAAGAAGUGGUAAGUGACCCAGCAAAAAUAGCAAUUCACUACUUCAAAGGCUGGUUCCUAAUUGACAUGGUUGCUGCAAUACCUUUUGACCUGCUGAUUUUUGGCUCUGGCUCUGAAGAGACAACAACAUUAAUAGGUCUUCUGAAGACAGCUAGACUGCUGCGUUUGGUGAGGGUAGCACGGAAAUUGGACAGAUAUUCAGAAUACGGUGCUGCAGUUCUGAUGCUCCUUAUGUGCAUAUUUGCACUAAUUGCACACUGGCUUGCUUGUAUUUGGUAUGCCAUUGGAAAUGUAGAAAGACCUUACUUGGCUCAUAAGAUUGGCUGGUUGGAUUCUUUAGGAGAGCAAUUAGGAAAACACUACAAUAAGAGUGAUGCAAGUUCUGGACCAUCCAUCAAGGACAAAUACGUUACAGCACUUUAUUUUACAUUCAGUAGUCUGACAAGUGUAGGAUUUGGAAAUGUUUCUCCAAACACCAACUCAGAGAAGAUCUUUUCCAUCUGUGUCAUGUUGAUUGGCUCAUUAAUGUAUGCAAGUAUUUUUGGAAACGUAUCUGCAAUAAUCCAAAGACUCUAUUCGGGAACUGCGCGAUAUCACAUGCAGAUGUUGCGAGUAAAGGAGUUUAUACGCUUUCAUCAAAUCCCUAAUCCUCUACGGCAGCGACUUGAGGAAUACUUCCAGCAUGCAUGGACAUACACCAAUGGCAUUGACAUGAACAUGGUCCUGAAGGGUUUUCCAGAAUGCUUACAAGCUGACAUUUGCCUGCACCUCAAUCAAAAUUUGCUUCAGAACUGCAAAGCUUUCCGGGGGGCCAGUAAAGGCUGUCUUCGAGCUUUGGCUAUGAAAUUUAAGACAACACAUGCUCCUCCUGGAGACACUUUAGUGCACUGUGGAGAUGUUCUCACUGCUCUUUACUUCGUGUCAAGAGGCUCCAUUGAAAUUCUUAAGAGUGACAUUGUUGUAGCCAUUCUUGGAAAAAAUGAUAUUUUUGGAGAGAUGGUACAUCUUUAUGCAAAACCAGGAAAGUCAAAUGCAGACGUGAGAGCUUUGACAUACUGUGACUUGCAUAAGAUCCAGCGAGAAGAUCUACUAGAAGUUUUGGAUAUGUAUCCUGAAUUUUCUGAUCUUUUCCUCACAAAUCUAGAACUGACAUUUAAUCUGAGAGAUGAAACUGCAAAGUCUGACAUCGUAAUAAGAUCACAAACUACUAAUGAUACAAAUGGAGAUAACUGCAAACUACGAAGACGGAAAUUGUCCUUUCAAAGUGAAAUAGAAAAAGAUUAUUUCAAAGAGAAUGGUCAGAGUGAUCCUGAACCCACAGGGGACAACUCCAGAUAUUACCAAUCUAUUAAGAAACACUUUGAGGAGAAAAAAAGUGGCUCAUCAUCAUUUGUGUCCUCCAUUGAAGAUGAGCAAAAACCCCUGUUCUCUGGGGUAGCUGAUUACCCAUCCAUAACAGAGAAAACUACAGAGCUGGACUUUGAAGAAAUGAUUCAUGCAACAGAAGAAAUACUUAUUGACAAAAGAAGUGACUCUUGCAAAGAUAUCACUGAUAAAAGAAACUGGGAGGAACAGAACAUGAGGGAAUACCAAGACUCCCCAAGUCACUCAGCAUUACCACAUGUAACAUGGGGUAUCUGUGAUACUGAAAGUGACUACGUAUAUGGAGAAGUAGAGAAUCGAUUAGAUUUACUUCAAGAACAACUCAACAGGCUUGAAUCCCAGAUGACUGCUGAUAUCCAAACCAUACUGCAGCUUCUGCAGAGGCAAUCAACACUCAUUCCACCUGCCUAUAGCAUGGUGACUGCAGGUGCAGAGUAUCAACAGCCAGCAAUCCGGUUUACACAAAAGCUUCAUCCUGUAGCAUCAAUUAAAACAGACAGAAGUUUCAGUCCUUCAUCUCAGUGUCCUGAAUUUCUAGACCUUGAAAAAUCGAAACUUAAAUCCAAAGAAUCUCUCUCCAGCGGAGUACAUCUUAACACAGCCUCAGAAGACAACCUGGCUUCCUUUUUAGAUCAAGAACAUAACCACUCUGCAGAGUGUCCCCCACAGCAUCCUAAACCUUAUCUCCCAUCAAUUAGGCACCCUUCCUUGCCAGAAUGUUCAGUAAGCACUGUAGGAAUCUUGAGUCUUCAUAGGCAUGUUUCUGAUCCUGGUCUUCCUGGGAAAUAAUACUUUUAUACUAUAAUUUCACAUAAAAAAUGUAAGUGCUUUUAAUGGCUGUUUUUCCUUUUUUGUAUUUAAAUCCUCUAUACUUGACU